AUGCCUCCCAAACCUUCCACCCGUAAGGGCGUCAAGAAGGAAAUGCCUAAGACGGAGCCCUCUACUGGAACCCAUUCCCCAAGUGAGUACUGGAAUCAGCUUACAGACCUUCAACUGGCUUUCUUCGAUGAUGCUACACAAUUCAGGGUUUCUAAUCCUUACGUCUUUGGUACAGAGAUCAAAGCUGAGGUGUCUUCUCCCACUCCCGCUUUUUUCGCCAAUGAUGGGAACGAGAAGUCUCCCGCUAUCCCCGCCAAUGAUACAACGAACUUGAAUACAAGGAACACAAAAAAGUCGUCCCCUCUCAGUGUCAAAAUGGAGGAUAUCCCCGAGGCCAAUCCGAGGAUCCAGCGACCGAGCAAUCCCGUCUCCAGCACAUUCUCUGACAACCUGGGCCACUUGAUCUUCACACGCGGUGUCCCCGACAGCGACGAUGAUAUCUCAUCGGUACCCUCGCUAGUUGAAAACAUAGCCGAGCAAGCCAGGACCGCGAAGCAUGUGGGGUUCUUCAUGAACACUUCCCACAACAAACACUUCAUCCCCAUUGAAGUACCCUCCCUCCUUGGAAACGAGAACUGGGAAUACUGGUUGGCCGCCAUGCUCUUACUCUUCCGCCAACACUCGGUGUGGCCUAUUGUGACUGCGGAGCUUCAGCCACUAUCCCCUAGUCACAAUCUGUACCUAUGGUACCAGCGCAUGCGCGAUUGUGCAAUCGAGCUAAUAUAUGCCAACGUCUCCGAGGAGGUUCGCAAGACUCCUUGUUUCAUCAGCACCGUGCACGACGAUGAUCCGAAUGUUUUGAUGCGCCACCUGUACGCUCACUAUGCCUCACCUGAUUCGGAUCACUCUGAUGACGAGUCUGAGCUUGAUUAG
Messenger RNA from Penicillium roqueforti, 873 nucleotides. RefSeq lists its product as uncharacterized. The transcript is spliced from 4 exons. NCBI's taxonomy places the organism in Eukaryota, Fungi, Ascomycota, Eurotiomycetes, Eurotiales, Aspergillaceae. The coding region runs from base 1 to 873 and encodes 290 amino acids. The record is from RefSeq and is a predicted model, not a curated record.